Messenger RNA from Carica papaya (papaya), 2103 nucleotides. RefSeq names its product uridylate kinase PUMPKIN, chloroplastic-like. Gene Ontology annotation, cellular component: cytoplasm. NCBI's taxonomy places the organism in Eukaryota, Viridiplantae, Streptophyta, Magnoliopsida, Brassicales, Caricaceae. Gene Ontology annotation, biological process: UDP biosynthetic process. The record is from RefSeq and is a predicted model, not a curated record. Gene Ontology annotation, molecular function: UMP kinase activity.
UUGAUCGGAGUUGGCAUUUAACGGAUGAAAGAGGAGUUGUCGUAACAAAACGUCUCUAUUUUUGACGAACCGUUACCAUUUGCGAACGGCAGUUCUCCACAAUGACUCACGUCGUCAUAUUCCCUCUUUAAAUCAUCCGUCACCUAACGCUCCGUCACGUAACCACCCUUAACGUCGUCUCUGUUCCGCUCUCCGAUUCGAAACCCUAGCCCUAUUUUCUAUCCUCCUCGGAUGGCGUCGCGAGACUUCCCUCUCAUCGAUCCCCACGCGCCAACGCGCCACCACCAGGAAGACCCCGUUAGCACCGAGUAUUACCACCAUCCCUUUAUCGACGCGGAAUCUGAUCCGGAGAAAUCCGAUUCUGGAAAUCCCGCGAAACCGAACCCUUAUUAUUACAGCGGCAUCGCCGGAAACAAGAGGCAGAAACCGAACGGAAGCUUGAACGCCGGAGAAUCUGGAUCCGCAUCCACGCCGGAGUCCCGGUCGGAUUACAGGAAAGACCGUGAGGAAUGGAGCGACGUGGCGAUCGAUUGUCUCCUGGAUGCUUAUACUGAGAAGUUCAACCAGCUGAACAGAGGAAACUUGCGCGGAAGGGACUGGGAGGAGGUUGCAGAGGCGGUGAGCGAGGGUUCUGGCGGAGGAGAUGAGAAGAUUGGGCAGCGUCAGAAGAUGUGGAAGAGCGUGGAGCAGUGUAAAAAUAAGAUUGAUAAUCUGAAAAAGAGGUACAAGGCGGAGUUGCAGAGGAUGAGCAGUAGCGGAAUGUCUACCAGUCAUUGGCAUUGGUUCAAGAAGAUCGAGGCCAUCAUGGGCAAUCCCGGUACCAACAGAGUCGCCGAGAGUGAGGAGAGAGGAGGAGCUGCCGCAAGCUGUAAUUUGAAUAGGCAAGCUAAAAGAUGCGUUCCUAUCAAUUCUUCUUUCACAAAUAAUCUGAAACCGAAAUCGCUACAAGCCCUAAAAUGGCGUAGAGUAGUGUUUAAGAUCAGUGGUAGUGCAUUAGCUGGGAACUGCCAGAGUAUAGACCCCAAGGUAGCAAUGCAGGUUGCAAGGGAAGUAGCAACAGCUUGCCGCCAAGGGGUGGAGGUUGCAAUUGUCGUUGGUGGCCGCAACUUCUUUUGUGGAGAUUCAUGGGUGUCUGCUACUGGAUUGGAUAGACCAACAGCCUACCAGAUCGGGAUGAUGGCAACAGUUAUGAAUUCAAUCUUGCUUCAAUCAGCUUUUGAGAAAUUGGGUGUUCAAACACGUGUGCAAAGUGCAUUCUCACUGCCAGAGGUUGCUGAACUAUAUAGCAGGCAAAGGACCAUUCAACAUCUUGAGAAAGGAAGAGUCGUGAUAUUUGGUGGGGUUGGUGCUGGCACUGGAAAUCCACUCUUUACCACUGAUACCGCAGCAGCGCUCAGAGCUUUUGAAAUAAAUGCGGAUGUGGUGCUAAAAGGUACAAAUUAUAAUGGCAUAUAUGAUUGCCAGUCUGGUAAUGGCAAUAUAGUGUUGGAUCACAUAUCCUUCAGGGAGGCAGCUACAAGAGGUAUUACAUCCAUCGACACGAUGGCUGUUACGUACUGUGAAGAUAACGGAAUUCCUGUUGUCGUCUUCAAUAUGCAUGAGCCUGGGAAUAUAUCAAGAGCAUUAUGCGGAGAGCCAGUUGGAACGUUAAUCGACCAAGCUGGGCAGAUUGCUUAGCUAACCUGGAAGCCAGUUUUCCGGUUAUCGAAAUUUUAUAGGUGCUGGUUAAAAGAGCAAUGAGACUUAGCAUCGUGGAGAUCCUCUUCUCCUUUGAAUCUCUGUCAGGUGGUGCAACUUUUAUGACUGCGACAUAACAAAUAUACCCAAUUUUGUAUGCACUUAUAUACAUCAGCUGUAAAUUGGUUUUUGUCUUUUCAUUACUUUCUUAGUCGGGGGAUUGGAGAUUCGUAUAGGUGAGGAACUUCAUAUAUUUCUAAUUGAAUUUUUCUUUGCUGAGUUAGAAGAAAAUGGUGAAGCCUGUUGUAUAUUUGAGAUAAAUGUCAUACAAAGUGUAGAUCUCAUUUGCAGAUAUACUUUCAUAUGUCUAAAAUGUCAUGUAAAUUUUAAUUUGAACAUGAAUUACGAGAGCCUUGCAACCUUGCA